AUGUCACAAUCUACAGGACUUGGUUCAGAGUUGAACCAUUUGACUGCAUCUCAGCGUUCCGCAGUCCUUGAAAAGCUUAACCAAAUCCAGUACCAGGACACCAUGGACACAUACAACGGCCUCGUCGAAAGGUGCUUCAACGAGUGCGUUUCCGGCUUCAGAUCAAAGGAUCUUGACAAAAAGGAGACUCAAUGUGUGGAAUCCUGCGUAAAGCUUUUCUUUGACUUUUCACAAAGGGUCUCUACAAGGUUUGCAGAGAAACAAUCUAAGAUUUGA
This is a messenger RNA of Theileria annulata, 276 nucleotides long. Its product is annotated as mitochondrial import inner membrane translocase subunit (TIM9). Lineage: Eukaryota; Apicomplexa; Aconoidasida; Piroplasmida; Theileriidae. The transcript has a single exon. The coding region runs from base 1 to 276 and encodes 91 amino acids. The record is from RefSeq and is a predicted model, not a curated record.